AUGGCCUCAGCCUGUAUCUUUCGAAAAGGGAAAUUCGAUGCUGUGGAUUUCGGAGGGGUUGAAGAAGCAGCGGUUUCUCGGACUCUGGACACACUGUUUAAACAGAACUUCGUUCCAUGGAAACUUUCGCCUCGCAAUUCCAACUUCGAGCCAGAGGAUUGCGACUGUGACAAGCCCCACAUCGAAAGCCUGGCCAUCAUCCAGACUGGCAAGGACGACUCCAGCACUUUCAAGCCCUUGGCGGGCCAGGUGGAUGAAUCCUAUAACCUUACCAUCACCACAAGUGGACAAGCAACGAUCAAUGCCGUAUCGUAUAUCGGAGUGCUUCAUGCACUGGAGACCUUCACUCAACUAUUCUACCAGCACUCUGAGAAAGGAAUCUACACCAACACGGCCCCUGUCACCAUUACUGAUUCACCCAAGUUUCAACAUCGAGGGCUGAACAUGGAUGUCUCGAGAAAUUGGUUCCCAGUUAAAGACAUUUUGCGAACCAUUGACGCAAUUUCCUGGAACAAAUUCAAUCGCCUCCAUCUCCAUAUGACGGACUCCCAAUCUUGGCCAAUGGAUGUCCCAGCUAUCCCCGAACUGUCGAAGAAAGGAGCUUAUCAGAAGGGAUUAUCCUAUUCUCCCAAAGAUAUCCAGAGAAUUCAAACGUAUGGCAUUGAGCGUGGUGUUGAGGUUUUCAUUGAGUUCGAUAUGCCUGGCCACACGACUUCAAUCGCCUACUCUCAUCCGGAGCUAAUCGCCGUUUAUGAUAUGCAGCCAUACGAUGGCUACUGCAACGAGCCUCCAUGCGGAACCCUGAAACUGAACUCAUCAGCCGUCUACAGCUUCUUAGAUAAGCUCUUCGCCGAUGUUCUUCCAAGAGUUAGUCCAUAUUCCUCUUACUUCCAUACCGGCGGAGACGAGGUCAACAUCCAGGAUUAUCUCUUCGACGAAACGGUAAAAUCGAAUGAUACCAAAGUUCUACAGCCUCUGAUACAAAAGCUUGUUGACCAUACUCACGGCCUAAUCAGAAAAGCUGGCCUCUCCCCAAUAGUCUGGGAGGAGAUGGCCUUGGUCUGGAAUUUGACGCUUGGAGGAGAUGUCGUGGUACAGACCUGGCAAGGUGGCAAUGCGAUUGCAAACAUAACAGCAAACGGCCAUAAGGUCAUUGCUGGGGAUUACAAUUUCUGGUACCUUGAUUGCGGCAAAGGCCAAUGGCUCGACUUCACCGAAGGUGAUGCUUACAACCACUACUAUCCCUUCGCAGAUUACUGCUCACCAUAUAAGAGCUGGCGACUAAUGUAUUCCUAUGAUCCUCUCGCCGGAAUUCCCACUGAGAACCAACAAUUGGUGUUAGGGGGUGAAGUACAUAUCUGGUCUGAGCAGACGGAUCCAGUAAACCUCGAUGACAUGGUAUGGCCGAGAGCCAGCGCUGCAGGAGAAGUUUUGUGGUCAGGGAGGCAGGAUGCAAAUGGAAACAACAGGACCCAAAUUGAUGCCAGUCCUCGAUUAGCUGAAAUGAGGGAGCGCAUGGUCAAUCGAGGGAUUCGGGCUGGGCCAGUCCAGAUGGUUUUCUGCACUCAAAGCGACGCUACUGAUUGCGACAAGGCUCAAUUUUGCACCGACUCGAGGGCCAGGAUACAAAUACUGUCCUCAUGCCAUUGGAUGAUUGAAAAAAUCCUCGAACAUGCUUCGCCCAAGCUGGUGGUCGUUGCUGUCGUGGCUAUCCUCACCCUUGUGAAGGUCACACAGUGGAUUACUGCGGAGUGGAAGAUCCGGUCUCUGGGCGGCCAUGCUCAUAGAGUUAGGACGUACCUUCCAGGAGACGUCGACCUCGUCGCCCGUGCCAUCAGUGGCACAAUGCACCACAAGAACCUCGAAGUCUGGAACCGCUUCUUCAUCCAUCCCAAAGGACACCGCUACACCGUUGAAGCCGCCCCUGCUGGCCGUCGAUGCAUCUUCACCGCCGAGCCAGAGAACAUCAAGGCCAUACUUGCUACCCAGUUCACUGACUAUGGCAAGGGGGAACCGUUUCAUCGGGAAUGGAAGGACUUCCUCGGGGAUUCGAUCUUUGUUACUGAUUUAGACCAGUGGCAUGCUUCGAGGCAGUUGAUCCGGCCGCAGUUCAUUAAGGAUCGAGUCUCGGAUCUGGAGGUCUUUGAAGAGCACGUUCAGAUAUUGAUGGAACAGAUUGAUAAGACGGGCAAGAAAUGGGAUGGCAGUCAGGGCGGGGAGAUUGAUGUUAGUGAUUUGUUCUUCCGGUAUACGUUGGAUGCUGCUACGCACUUCUUGCUUGGGAGGAGUGUCGGAAGUCUGGAGAAUGGGGACCAAGAAUUUGCAAUCGCUUUUGGGGAGGCACAGAGGGUGCAGAAUAUCAUCACCCGAGCAGGGCCAUUGAAUCCCCUCGUGCCGAGAAAAUCACUCUACAAGUCUCUGAAAGUCAUCAACGAGUUCGUGAACCCCUACAUCGAGGAAACACUCCGCUUCACACCGGAAGAAUUAUCUACAAAGACCAAAACGGAGGAAGGAUACACCUUCCUCCACGCCCUCGCGUCUUUCACACGCGAUCGCACCGUUCUCCGUGAUCAACUCGUUGCCGUCCUCCUAGCCGGCCGCGACACAACAGCCUCGACCCUUUCCUGGACAUUCUACGAAAUGGCUCGACACCCCGAAGUCUGGAAGAGGCUCCGAGAAGAGAUCAUCCAGACAGUAGGCCUAGAGCAACCACCCACUUACAGCGAUCUGAAGAACAUGAAGUACCUCCAAAACGUGAUGGCCGAAACCCUCCGCCUCUACCCCGUAGUCCCCUUCAACGUCCGCCUCGCACUAAAAGACACCACUCUCCCCACAGGCGGCGGCCCCGACGGCCUCUCCCCAAUCGGUAUCCUAAAAGACACACCAAUCGGCUACUCGUCGCUCGUCAUGCAACGACGACCGGACCUCACUCCCUCUACCCCCUCCCCUACCAACCCAUCCUCCCAAAUAUCAGUAUUAGACUUUGUCCCCGAAAGAUGGCAGACCUGGCAACCGAAACCAUGGAACUACAUCCCGUUUAAUGGCGGCCCGAGAAUCUGUAUCGGUCAGCAAUUUGCGUUGACCGAGAUGGGGUAUACAAUUGUCAGGCUGCUGCAAAGAUAUGAGAGGAUUGAGAAUCAUAUGCAGGCUGUAGAUGGUGGGAAUCCGUGUUUGAAGGCGGAGAUUGUGCUGCAGCCAGGGCAGGGAGUUAGGGUUGGGUUCUUUGGGAAAGCUGGGGAGAAGAAAUAG
Hyaloscypha bicolor E is the source of this 3249-nucleotide messenger RNA. RefSeq names its product glycoside hydrolase family 20 protein. The record is from RefSeq and is a predicted model, not a curated record. The transcript is spliced from 8 exons. Gene Ontology annotation, molecular function: oxidoreductase activity, acting on paired donors, with incorporation or reduction of molecular oxygen; beta-N-acetylhexosaminidase activity; monooxygenase activity. Gene Ontology annotation, biological process: carbohydrate metabolic process. Bases 1 to 3249 code for a protein of 1082 amino acids. Lineage: Eukaryota; Fungi; Ascomycota; Leotiomycetes; Helotiales; Hyaloscyphaceae.